This is a messenger RNA of Epithele typhae, 648 nucleotides long. RefSeq lists its product as uncharacterized. Lineage: Eukaryota; Fungi; Basidiomycota; Agaricomycetes; Polyporales; Epitheliaceae. The transcript has 2 exons. The annotation marks the transcript as partial. The record is from RefSeq and is a predicted model, not a curated record.
AUGGUAGAACAGGGGAGUGAUGAGCUUGUGCGGGGAUGGAACAAAGAGAUCGAUGCUCUUUUGACAUUUGACGGUCUGUUCUCGGCCGCGCUCACCGCUUUCAAUACCAUCUCUUUCGCCUUCAUUCAGCCGCAGACCAACAGUACAUUAAAUGCUACGGUUCUACAGGCGAUCUCGCACCUAAGAAGCGUCAUCCUCGACUCGUCCCUCGCCAGCUCCUCGCCGGCGAUCGACGCCGCUCUGCAGUCCCCCACGCACCCGCCGAGCUGGACCGUAUGGUUGAAUGCGCUCUGGUUCACUAGCCUUACGUUCAGCUUAUCCUCGGCCACCAUCGGAAUCAUGGCCAAGCAGUGGCUGAAGGAACACAGAAUCGGGGUACGAGGGACUCAUUCCACCGACGUCGCAAGACUACGUAUGUACCGGCUCAAAAACCUCGAGGCAUCGCAUGUCCCCAUCAUCAUCGCUCUCUUGCCCCUGCUCCUUAUCAUCGCCCUUGUGCUGUUCUUCGCUGGCCUACUUAUUCUCCUCUAUCAUGCACACAAGGUCGUCUUCACAGUCACCUCCUUAUUCGUGGGCAUCUUGCUGCUCUUCAUCAUCGGCACAACCGUCCUUCCCAUCAUCGACUCUACACGCUGCUACUUCUCGCCA